Messenger RNA from Lemur catta (Ring-tailed lemur), 2107 nucleotides. RefSeq names its product natural killer cell cytotoxicity receptor 3 ligand 1 (gene NCR3LG1). Bases 233 to 1081 code for a protein of 282 amino acids. The record is from RefSeq and is a predicted model, not a curated record. NCBI's taxonomy places the organism in Eukaryota, Metazoa, Chordata, Mammalia, Primates, Lemuridae. The transcript is spliced from 4 exons.
GCCGUCACAUCCGAUCACUUUCUUCCUGUGUGAAUCCGAGGAACCAAAACGACUAAGCAGAGUUGCCGAGGGGGCCCAAAGAUCUAGGACUUGCUGAUACGGUGUUAGGAAUCUCAUGUGCUCCUACGCCUGGUCGUUGCUGAAGAGCUGUCCCACUCUUCAGGUCCGCGGUCCCCGCUAGUCCCGGAGGAGGCAACUCCUGCAGAGAGAGGGCCUCGGAAGCGCCGUGGAGAUGGCUGGGAGGUCCGCGGCCUCCGCGUCCUGGGACUUCUGGCUGCUGCUCCUGGUCCUGGGGCGCCGGCUGACGACGGCAGAUUUCCUGGAAGUGGAGAUGGCGGGGAGAACCCAGAUCGUGUCCCUGAAUGACAAUGUGACCAUCUUCUGCAAGAUCCCCGGUUCCCCACACCUGAACAUCAAGAUUAUGGGUAUUACCUGGUUUCGAAAGAGUCAGAUGUCUGAAAAAGAGGUCAAGCUGUUUGAAUUUUUUGGAGAUCAUCAAGUGGCAUUCCGACCUGGAGCCAUCGUGUCCCCAUGGAGGCUGGAGAAGGGGGAUGCCUCGCUGCAGCUGCCUGAGGUCCAGGUGGGGGAAGCAGGAGAGUACCGUUGUGAGGUGGUGGUCACUCCACAGAAGGCACAAGGAAGGGUCUGGAUCGAAGUUGUGGCUUACCCAGCCAGCAGACUAUUUCUGCAGCAAGCCAUGGUGAAGGGAAAUGAAGACACACGUAUUGUGUGUAAGUCAAGUGGAUUCUACCCGGAAGCUAUUAAUAUAACGUGGGAAAAGUGGACCCAGAAGGUUCCUCAUCACCUAGAGAUUUCUGAGGGCGUUGUCACUAGUCCUGCCACCAAGAAUGAAGAUGGUACAUUUAAUGUCACUAGCUACUUGAACCUGCAGUCCUCCCUGGAAGACAGUGGGACUGUCUACCAGUGUGUGGUAUGGCAUACAUCCUUGCUCACCCCCUUGAGGGUCAACUUCACCCAGACUGUGAUAGGAUCUAAGAAGAGAGAUGCCUUGGGGAUUAUUUUUCUUCCUUUUCUUGGACUGAUUUUAUUAUUGAUUGGUUUGUGUUUUUGGAAAAGGUAAGGGCUCCAAAGCAAGGUUCAGCCCUGUGUCUUGGAGUUAGCUCUAGGAGUUCAGGGAUCAUAGCCAUUGGAUGGUGUUGGAGUUCUCAGGAAUGAUGCUGAGGUAUCGUUAGUGUGGUGUGUGUUUGUGGUGUGUGGCUUUUUCUGAUGUUGCAUGGGGGAAAAACUUUGCCAUCUGAUCUCCAUGUGGUAGUUUAUGACUUUGGGGAGAUGUACUGUAAAGCCUCCCUCUGUUUCUCCCUACUGAACAAGUUUCACUGUGAAUUAAACCUGACCUUACUAGUUCAGACAGGCCUUUGAACUCUGUGUGGGCUGCAUUGCUGUUCUCACACAUACAGAAACUCUGGCUCAGAGAGUGGAGUUCCUUCUAUCAAUUGCUCCUAUUUUGUUUAUACCUCAAUGGAAUAAUUUACAACCAGAUUCCACGGGUUUGACCAAGAAUUUCUAACCCUCCUUCACUAGAUAAUUUCUAAAUAUCCAAACUAACAUGUUUCCAAACAUGUUUAUCCCUGACUGUGACCCAGAUAGCAAAUAAAACAGCUCAAGCUUUAGGGGCUUGAGAGACCAAUAUAAAAGCAUUGGUUAAAAUGGUUCUAGAUAAUAAAAUGGCCCUUAAUUACUAUGGGUCUGCCAAGGCAAAAUCUGUGCAAUACUGAUACAUCUCUUUGUAAAUGCUUUAGGAAAAGUGGAAUAGUCAUUUAAUCAAGAAAAAAGUCUGUUUAUCUAAAGUUGGCCAACUGGAUUCACGGGACUAUUCUCCUGGUUGGAUCUAGGCCAAUGAGUAAACUGGAUAUAAAGUGGGUUUUCAAAUGUUUAUUGUGAUAUUUGUGAUUUUUGUCAUAUUUCUUGCCUUUCUCUGAUAUCCAGGUACUAUUGUGAUAACCCCAAGAGCCAGCAUUAAUGCUUUCUUUUAUUCUUUUUUAGACACCAGAUCUUGCUCUAUUGCUCAUGCUGGAGUGGGAGUGCAGUGGCACAAUCAAAUAACCUCGAAUUCCUGGGCUCAACUGAUCCUUCUACCUCAGCAUCC